This is a messenger RNA of Plodia interpunctella (Indianmeal moth), 5709 nucleotides long. It is a transcript of the gene spel1, whose product is annotated as spellchecker1. NCBI's taxonomy places the organism in Eukaryota, Metazoa, Arthropoda, Insecta, Lepidoptera, Pyralidae. The transcript has 16 exons. The record is from RefSeq and is a predicted model, not a curated record. Bases 536 to 3286 code for a protein of 916 amino acids. Gene Ontology annotation, cellular component: MutSalpha complex; nucleus. Gene Ontology annotation, biological process: mismatch repair; mitotic recombination. Gene Ontology annotation, molecular function: ATP binding; ATP-dependent DNA damage sensor activity; mismatched DNA binding.
CCCAGGUCCAUUUGAGCAUAGCUGGUUUUUGUCCCACGUCGAUAAUUUCGGUUUUGGCACGCAACUUGGUGUUGCUACGCUCCAUGGCUUGCUGGCAAACCUUGAGCCAGAAUUUUUGUUCCUCGGUCAGUGUCCAGGUCUGUGCACCAUAAGUGAGGAUGGGCAGAAGAUGGUACCUUUUGGGUACCAUCUGGGAGGAGGAGACGAGGCAAACCGCGUAAAAGACAGCGUAACGACAUAGAGGGAUUUCUGUGGGGGUGGCAUCACAUUGCACCCGAUAGAGAUCUAUAAAAGCAGAAAGAGGAGGCCUUUGCCCAGCAGUGGGGCACUUAAAAACAGGCUAUUAAAAAAAAGACAAUGUGUUGUAAUGUUAGUUAUGUCAAUGUCAACCAAUACAGAUAAACAACACAGAUAAAACUUGAGAAGGCGCGUUAAUAUAACUCUCUUUUUUAUAUUAGAUAAAAAGAUACUUUUCUUUGAAAUUAUCACUGUUUCUAAGAGUAUUAUAGUUUCAUGUACCUAACCGUCUCCUAAAAUGACAGCACUACAACCGAUCCAUGCUUUGAAUUUGGAUUCUGUUCAACAACAAGCAUUCAUUAAGUACUACCUUUCCCUACCUGAAAAACCACCAACUACAAUCAGAAUAUUCGACCGCAAUGAGUACUACAGUGUCCAUGGUGUGGACGCCACCACGGCGGCUAGAGAGGUCUUUUCCUCUAUAUCCAACAUAAAAAGUAUGGGUAUUAAACCCAACAAGUUGGAUUACCUCGUGCUCUCUAAAGGGAAUUUCGAAAUACUCAUCAAGAAAUUGCUAUUGGUGAGACGAUACAGAGUAGAAAUAUACGUAGCCGAAGGGUCAGUGAAAAGCAACGAGUGGACGUUGAAAUACAAAGGCUCGCCAGGAUACCUGUCCCAGUUGGAAGAGGUCCUCGGGGAGGGCCUCGGUGUUUCAGAAGAGAACUCCCCUUGUUUGAUGGCUGUGAACAUAAAAACAGAUCCAGUGACUAAGGGCCGGCUGCUGGGCGUCGCGUGCGUGUCCGUGUGCGAGUACGAGCUGUCGGCGGCGGAGUUCACCGACGACGACCUGCUCACUGGGCUGGAGACGCUCGUCGUGCAGACGGCGCCUUCGGAGUGUCUCGUCCCGACCGCUGAUAACGAUGACUACAAAGCUCUGCAGAAAGUGAUGGACCGCGCCAAUAUUACGUUGACCAAACUGAAAAAGAGCGAGUUUUCCACCGAAGGUCUGAUCCAGGACCUCAACCGGCUCCUCAAGUUUAAGGAGGGCCAAUCACAGGACGCCAAUUCAUUCCCUGAAACCAGUAAAGAAACGGCAAUGACUAGUCUGGCUGCAGCCGUCAAAUAUAUGUCGCUGUUAUCGGAUAAUACCAACUUUGGGAGGUUCCGCAUAAUCACGCUUCAGACGGAAUGUUUCCUGCACAUGGACGCAGCUGCGCUGUCGGCCCUCAAUGUGUUCCCUGAAUUGGGGGACAAUAGCAAUUCCCCUUCUAGAAGCUUGUACGGAUUUCUGGAUAGGUGUCGCACACAGCACGGGAAAAGACUGCUAGCCCAAUGGCUGCGUCAACCAUUACGCGACAUAAAUCUGAUAAACGAACGGCUGGACGUCGUAGAGCUACUGGUAAAUAGUUCUCAGCUGAGGUUGCAGCUCCACGACGACCAUCUCAGGAGGAUCCCGGACUUGCAGGCGUUGGCGAGGCGGCUGACGAGGAAGAAGGCGAAUUUACACGACUGCUAUAAGAUUUAUCAGGCGAUCAAACGGCUGCCAUCGCUGUUACAAUGCCUAGCCUCAGCCGAUAACGCGACCGUCCACUCAUCGUUGUCUGAGCCGAUAUCCGAACUCAGUGCAGAUCUGGACAAGUUCCAGCAGAUGGUAGAAGCUACCAUAGACAUGGAUGCUGUGGAUAGAGGCGACUUCCUCGUAAAGCCGUCGUUCGACGAUCAGCUGCAGAGCCUGAGCGACCAGCUGCAGCAGCUCCAGGCGGCCGCCGAGAAGGAGCUAAACAAGGCCGCUAGGGAUCUCAAUCUGGACGCCGGGAAAUCCAUCAAGCUUGAGACCAAUCCGCAAAACGGAUUCUAUUUUAGAGUAACAAUGAAAGAUGAGCAAAAUUUGCGCGGCAACAAGAAGUACACGAUAAUAGACGCUGUGAAAGGGGGCGUAAGGUUCAAAACUAAUGCUUUGGAAAAUAUCACUGAAGAUUACCUGCAAGCUAAAUCUACAUACGAAAAGGAACAGGACAAAGUUGUCGCUGAAAUUGUCGCUAUUGCAGCUGGAUAUUCGGAAAGCCUGUGCUGCCUAUCACAAAUGGUGUCCCGCCUGGACGUGCUGGUGUCGUUCGCGGUGGCGGCGGCGACGGCGCCGGCGCCCUACUGCCGGCCGCAGCUCACGCUCGGCGCCGACGAGCUGCUGCUGGAGGACUUGAGGCAUCCGUGUUUGGAGCUGCAGGAGGGCGUGUCCUACAUACCCAACGAUGUUGUGUUUAAACGAGGCGUAGGCACAACGCACAUAGUGACGGGCGCGAACAUGGGCGGCAAAUCCACGUGGAUGCGGUCGUGCGGUGUGGGUGUGGUGCUGGCGCACGCGGGCGCAAUGCUGCCAGCCAGCCGGGCACGCGUGCCGCGGCUGUCGGCGCUGGCCGCGCGCGCGGGCGCCGCGGACUGCGAGCGCCGCGCGCGCAGCACCUUCAUGCUGGAGAUGCUGGAGUGCGCGGCCAUACUGCGGACGGCGACGGCCGACUCGCUGGUGCUGGUGGACGAGCUGGGCCGCGGCACUUCCACAUACGAGGGCUGCGGCAUCGCCUGGGCCAUUGCCGAGGAGCUGGCGAUCAAAAGCAAAUGCUUCUGCCUGUUCGCGACCCACUACCACGAGCUGACCCGCCUCGCCGCCCUCCACCCCGGGGUCGUCGUCAACUCCCACGCGGAGGCCGCGCUGGCGGGCGGCCGGCUGCUGCUGCUGCACAGGAUCGCGUCCGGGCCGGCCUUGCAGUCUCUCGGACUACACGUGGCCAAGUUGGCCGGCCUCCCUGACUCGAUUAUUGAGUACGCUGAAGCCAAGCAAGCGCAGCUCGAAACGAACUUUUACGAAGUGGAAGCUGCUAUCCAAUCCGAAGAAACUUUAGAAGGUCAGAAACUUGUUAUUGAUUUUUUGCGGAAAUGCAAACAAAUCCAAGAAUCCAUACAAUCCGAUGAACAAAUGAUGAAAGAAAUUAAUAAACUUAAACAAGACUUGUUGAAACAAAACAAUAAAUAUGUUCAGUCUGUGAUAGCGUAAGUGAUUUUCGUUUUGUUAUGUCACCCACGCAUGUUAUGUGUCAACUAUGUUUUAUAAACUUUGAAUAAAAAUACUCUUCAUUACAAUAUUUUUUUUAAUCGUAAUUAUUAUAGUAGAUACAAUUGCUAAACGCAAGCGUUUAAUUACUAGCUACUAAGAACUAAUCUUCCGUGAGUGUUUUAAUGGGUACAAAGCUCACACUGAAAAUGUGUUUAUAGUACUUACAGCCUACUGCGGAACGUCUGUUGUACCCUUUAUGUUAUCCUAGCGGUGCAGUCGCUUCAUGACGAUGUCUCGUCUGUGUGCUGCCCUGCACAUGGCUGAGUAAAAGCGUGAACGCGAAAUUUUUACGUCAUUGGAUACCUUAUGGAGGUUUACGAGUUGCCGAAUGCGGUAAGGUAAGAGCUAAUUUAAAAUUUGUGAAACCUCGACCAUUUAUUUUAUAUUUCCUGAUUACUUCUAUUGUGACUGAAGGUAUGAAAGCCUUUCAUUAUUUUUUUCUUUCGUCAAUAUUUUCUUGUGGAGAUUUUAUUGGUAUCAAAUUCGUCAAGCUACUUAAAAGCUUCUGAUUCUCACUGUACAGCGAUUGAAGGGUGAUUUUGAAGCAAUUGUAACUUAUUUUAUGUUUACUACUAUGAGUACUCCUUAUUCCUAGUAUUUUCUUGUGAUAAUAGGCGUGUGGUUCCCGCCCUAGAACAGGAUAAACUAACAGGAUAAGCAACUAAAGGUUUAACAACUGGACAGCAACAUCAUUCUUAAAGAGAGUCACGCAUCCAAAUUUAAAGAUAUUUUACGCUGACCUUGGACUUCGAGGUGACACUGAUGUGAAUGCAACCGUGAAAAUGGGAGAGUGAGAGAGAUUUCCAGCAGUAGCCGUUUGCAACGUCAAUAAAAUUAGCAAGAAGGCUCUGAAAGAGUAUACCGCCAAAGAAAAGGUUGAUUAUAAACUUGUGUGUACAAUGGCAAACUACUCAAUUAAUGACCAUGACCCUCAGCCAUGAGGAAAUACGACUAUGAUGAAAUUUCGUUGUGUUCUCCUUUCCACUUUCCUAUAUUCCUUAUAUGAUCAGUUACCUGGCCGCGAACAACGAGUCCCUGGAGGAGUUGUAGUGGUGGUUCUACCAAUAUGGCCGACUGCUGGACUACACCUGGGACGAGCGCCUCAGCACACACCCCUUCAUGGACGUCAGGUCCAAGUACCAUAUCAAAUCUAGCGAGAUUUUCAAGAAGAUGUCCCGGGUAAGAACCGAGUUUGAAAAUGCGUAUAUGAGUUGACCUUUUUUUUUAACUAUGCAAUUGGAAGUUUUACACGCCGAACAGAGAUAGCGAAGUAGAUCGUGCCUACUACUAGUAUCCAUACUGAUGCUACAGAUUACAUAAUAUUUCCAGGACUAAUACAUAAUCUAUUCUUUAUCAAAUAUACUUACUUAUCUAUAUCAUUUUCUUGUUUUGUAUACAACUAAUUAGUACCUAUGUUGUACUCAUAAGUUCUUCUGUUUUGUUUUCGGCACUGUGUUGUCUAUAUCAAACAUGUUCUUUUUAUUGUAAAAUGUUUCUUAUAAUGACUGUUUGUGCCAAAAUAAGUAUAAAAAAAUACAUCUAUUCUUUUUCAAAGUUUGCAUAUCUUUUUAUAUAUAUACAAAUAUGUUCUGUAGAAUCGGCGUUGGUGUUUAUAUAUUUAGAAUAAUAUAAUAAUCUACACUGUAGGCUUACAUGUAAUGUACGCUUGUAGUGGGCCUUGCGAAGUUCGUAAUGAUUCUGAAUUAAUACUCCGGCCGAUUGAAGAACUAUUUUAUAGGUUUUUUCGAAAAACUUUUCAAGGUUUAUUUUUCUAAUUGUUGUCUCCUUUGAGCGUUUUCCCCGUUGCAUCCCAAACGUCGGAGCCCAGGGUCCGCUAAAAUUUGUACAAUUACAGAUACACGUUAUUGACGUCUAUUUUUGCAGCAAAUUACUUGAACAUCCUAUUUUGUUUUGUAGAUGUAACUUUCAUUAUUAAAAUACCUAUGAAUUGACUGGAGUAUACUCGCCUUAUUGAGAAACAAAUCUUUGCUGACACUUAUUUAGUUAAGUUUAGGUUCUGCUUCUCUUUUAAAAGAAGGAUAUUAAUCAUCGUACACAUUUUAACUAAAAUAGGUUUAGCAAGCCUUUUAUUUGAGUGAGUGGAAUGAAUGAUAUUACUUUGAUGAAAUAGCUCAUCGACUUAGACGAGUAACGUUUUUCAGCCGAAUAACAAAUCAAUGAAUUUUGCCUAAAUAUUUAUGGGUAAAAUGAAAAGCGUGAGGUUUUGGCUCGUGUCACUUUUUGAUGUGGAAUAGUAAGAUUAUGUAACUAACCAGUGAUAUGGUUUAAAUAUAAUUGUUGAUCAUUGUAUUAGUGAUAGUGGUGUUAUGUGAACAAAGUUUAAUGAAAAGGUCUAACUAUAA